Messenger RNA from Histoplasma capsulatum G186AR, 1419 nucleotides. RefSeq names its product COP9 signalosome complex subunit. The transcript is spliced from 5 exons. Lineage: Eukaryota; Fungi; Ascomycota; Eurotiomycetes; Onygenales; Ajellomycetaceae. Gene Ontology annotation, biological process: protein deneddylation. Bases 1 to 1419 code for a protein of 472 amino acids. Gene Ontology annotation, cellular component: COP9 signalosome. The record is from RefSeq and is a predicted model, not a curated record.
AUGUCGGACGACGAUUUUAUGCAGGACUCCGACCAGGAGGAAUAUGACUUUGAGUAUGAGGACGCCGAUGAAGAUGAGGCUGGGGAUGUUGGAAUCGAAAAUAAAUACUACAAUGCAAAGCAGAUUAAAGCGGAUAACCCAGAAGAAGCUAUUAACGAAUUUUCAGAAAUCCCCGCUCUAGAGGAGGAGAAAGGCGACUGGGGAUUUAAAGGCUUAAAGCAAGCGAUAAAACUAGAAUUUAAACUUGGUCGAUAUGAAGAUCAAUGCGCUCAGGCCGUUGAACAUUAUCGCGAACUGCUCACCUACAUUAAAUCCGCCGUCACAAGAAACUACUCCGAGAAAUCGAUCAAUAACAUGCUGGAUUACAUCGAAAAAGGGUCUGAUGACGCAAAGGCGUACCAUUGCAUGGAGAAAUUUUACUCCUUAACGCUGGACUCCUUCCAGAAUACCAACAAUGAACGGCUUUGGCUAAAGACUAAUAUAAAGUUGGCCAGACUCUGGCUUGAUCGCAGAGAAAAUUCCACCACAUUGGAGCAUAAACGGUUAAAAGCACUCUAUCAGAGGGCGCUCACCGUGCGGUCCGCCGUGCCACAUCCGAAAAUCAUGGGAAUAAUUCGCGAAUGUGGGGGAAAAAUGCACUUGAGCGAAGAAAACUGGAAAGAGGCACAGAGUGAUUUCUUCGAAUCGUUUCGGAACUAUGACGAAGCUGGCUCAAUGCAGAGGAUCCAGGUCCUAAAGUACCUUGUUUUGACAACCAUGUUAAUGAAGUCUAAUAUCAACCCCUUCGACUCCCAAGAGACCAAACCAUACAAAUCAGACCCGCGGAUAUCCGCUAUGACUGACCUAGUCGACGCCUUCCAACGCGAUGACAUCCACGCGUACGAAGAAAUCCUUCGCAAUAACCCGGACGUCCUCUCAGACCCCUUUAUAGCCGAGAACAUCGACGAAGUGAGUCGUAACAUGCGCACCAAAGCCGUCCUCAAAUUGAUAGCCCCUUAUACUCGCUUCAGCCUCGCCUUCAUCUCCAAACAAAUCAAGAUAUCCCUCCCCGAAGUCCAGGAUAUCCUCAGCUUCCUAAUUCUUGAUCAGAAGAUCCCAGAUGCGACGAUUGACCAGGAAACUGGCGCCGUCGUCAUCAAUAGGGCUGACGACCAUGAACGACUGCAAGCUCUGGGGACCUGGACAUCUCAACUAAACUCGUUGUGGCGGAGUGUUUUGACCAAUGCGGACGGGUUUAGAAUCGAGGAUAGUGCUCGUAUCCACGCGACUUUGGUGAAUACCGACGGGGGUUAUGGGCAGUUGGGUCUUGCGGGAGAUGUUUUGCCAUCUCCAGAAUUCCGAAAAUUGGGUGUUGGUCGGGCAAAGCGGGAUUGGAAAGGGAAGUCGGGGAUUGCAAAGGCAUUCUCACGAGCUCUCUGA